AUGGUAAGCCCCGAAUUCACAACGCAUGCAAUAGUUAACUUGGGAAUUGGCCUGCCAAUGCAAUGCACCGCACAUAUUCCUCCAAACUGCAAUGUCCAGCUGCAAACCGAAAAUGGCCUUUUGGGUCUUGGACCCUACCCCUCAACAGUUGAGCUUGCAGAUUCUGACUUGGUCAAUGCCGGUAUGCCGAUGGCAUCCAUAUUGAUAGGAAAGGAAACCACUACCAAUCUUCCUGGAUCGUCUUUUUUUGGGUCUGAAGAGUCUUUCGCCAUGAUUCGAGGAGGCCAUAUUGAUCUCACCAUUUUGGGCGCCAUGGAAGUGUCUUCAAAUGGAGACCUCGCGAACUGGAUAAUUCCAGGAAAAAUGGUCAAAGGAAUGGGCGGCGCCAUGGAUUUAGCAGCUUCUCUUGAGACAAAAGUAGUGAUCACAAUGGAGCACGUGUCGAAGAACGGGAAGCCUAAAAUCCUGGAUCGCUGCAACCUUCCCCUCACGGCAAAGAGCUGCGUGAACCGAAUAAUUACGGACCUGUGUGUCUUUGAUGUUUUGUCCAAUGGUGAAGGUCUUGAGCUGAUUGAAUUGUUUGAAGGUACCACGAUGGAGGAAAUUAGGGCCAAAACCGGAUGUUCAUUUAAAACAUCCAAGAACCUCAAAGUGAUCCAAUAA
This is a messenger RNA of Mitosporidium daphniae, 663 nucleotides long. RefSeq lists its product as uncharacterized. The transcript is spliced from 4 exons. Lineage: Eukaryota; Fungi; Microsporidia. Gene Ontology annotation, molecular function: CoA-transferase activity. The record is from RefSeq and is a predicted model, not a curated record. The coding region runs from base 1 to 663 and encodes 220 amino acids.